Molecule: messenger RNA, 158 nt
Organism: Funneliformis geosporum
Lineage: Eukaryota; Fungi; Glomeromycota; Glomeromycetes; Glomerales; Glomeraceae
Source: the annotation of a GenBank genome assembly
AUGAUCACUUGUACCGAUAGCGAUGAUGCCCCAUCUGAUGAAAUGUCUGGGCCGAUUGCUAUACAACCAUUUGAUAGAAAUCAAAUCACUGAGCAAACUUUGAAGCAUGAACUUUCUAGGCCUAUUUCUUCAGUGGGAUCAGUUAAACUACAUGAUGA